AUGGUUAUUAAUUGGGCCAAAAAACGCAUGCGUGUCUGUGCCGGACCACCGAAACUGGAAGGAAAAAAUCUCUCUGAACUGACUGAAAAGGACCUUUGCCCAGUUGGUGAGCCAGACGUGAGUUCGGGCUCCUCGAAAAACACAUUGGAAGCUUCUGGAAGUACCAGUGGCCAAGGUCAAAGUGGGGGCCUUAACCCUGGGGGCAGCGGAUCAAAUGGUGUCGGUGGAUUGCAAGAAGGCGGUUGGAAGGAAGAGCAAACUAAAGAGGCCGGUGUUCGUACCGAGGUCAUUAUCGCCGGCGCAGUUGUUGGUGUUCUAGUGUUGGCUUUCGUUGCUUUUCUCAUCAUCUACAAAUAUCGCCUCUACCCCAAGAGCAAAUCAAGGGAAGAGAGAACAAGUCGUACCCACCAAAAUAAGAGAUAUGUGUAA
Messenger RNA from Rodentolepis nana, 429 nucleotides. Lineage: Eukaryota; Metazoa; Platyhelminthes; Cestoda; Cyclophyllidea; Hymenolepididae. The record is from the annotation of a GenBank genome assembly.